This is a messenger RNA of Lathyrus oleraceus (garden pea), 958 nucleotides long. RefSeq lists its product as uncharacterized. The record is from RefSeq and is a predicted model, not a curated record. NCBI's taxonomy places the organism in Eukaryota, Viridiplantae, Streptophyta, Magnoliopsida, Fabales, Fabaceae. The coding region runs from base 245 to 670 and encodes 141 amino acids. The transcript has a single exon.
UUAGGUGUAAAUGCAUUUUCUCAUACUAAAUAUGAAAAGACACGUUUUCCUUUUGUAACGGCAACGAAGAUUCUUUCUUUUUCUCCCAUUUUCAUCAAAACCCCCAAUUUCCUCAAUUAGGGUUCAUUCCAUUUUCAAUUCCCAAAUCUCUCAAAUUCCUCCACAUUCUCUUCCGAAUCUCCCUUCAUUGAGUCCCCCGAUUCGCCCGGCGAGCCUCCGUAGCUCGCUCAUCCCCCAAGGACUCAUGGCGAAAUUCUCCGACCAAAUCUUUCAUCUCCGAUCAGGGAAAUUCACCUCCGUCAUUCUCACCUUCUUCGCUUUCUGUAUCAUCUUUCCCAUCUUUACAACGGCAGAACAUGAUCACGAAGAAUCAUCCGUUCUCCUAUUACCGUCGGCCACCGCCGGCGAAGAACAAAGUAUGUGUUCCGGAACAACGCCGACAUCGUGUCCGGCGAAAUGCUUCCGUACGGAUCCGGUAUGCGGUGCUGAUGGGAUUACAUACUGGUGCGGUUGCUCCGAAGCCGCGUGCGCCGGAGCUAAAGUUGCUAAGUUGGGUUUCUGUGAAGUAGGGAAUGGUGGAUCCGCGAAUUUUCCUGGUCAGGCUUUACUUUUGGUUCACAUUGUAUGGCUCAUCGUGUUAGGGUUUUCUGUAUUGUUCGGGUUUUUUUAGUUUCGCUGCCGGGAGAUUCUGUAAUUAUGAGGAUGUUGUUGUGUGUUUGUCUAAUCUUCUGGGUUUGGGUUUUGGUAACAUGACAAUUCUUUUUCUCAAUUUUUAUUAUUUGGGUGUUGUAAGGGGAUUUGGGAGAUGUGUAUUUUUGUUUAUACUGUAAUUGUAAUAGAUCAUUUGAUCAUUUGACCAAUUCUUAUACUUGAUGUAUACAUCUUUAUGAGCUGAAGUUACCAAAUUUGUUAUUGAAUUCAAUUCAUGCACUUUUCAUGCAAUAAAUUUGUUUCUAUA